AUGCAAUCCACCUUAUAUGUUGCUUCCAAUUCCCUUCCUCAUCCUCACUUACCAUGGAAACCUCAAAAACCCCGCAUUCUCACACUCCAAACACUCAAACUCUCUCUUAAACCAUUAACUCUCUCGAACUCGUUAAAAACAUUAUUCGGCUCCGAAUUCGAAGAUGAAAAACUCGAUAAACAAGACCAACCAACUAUUCUUCUUCGUCUUCCUGUCGUAGUUCGCAAUUCUGGUAGUGUUUCUCGCUACUUAUGGGACGGAGAUGACUUGAAAUUGGUUUCUGUUGACGGAAGUGCAAGGUUUUCGUUGUCGCCGUUUUCUUUAGAUUUCGAAGAUGGGUUUCGGAAGUUGGUUAGAGGGUGUGUUUCGGGUAUAAGGAAUUUUUUUCUUCCGAGGGAAGUGAGUGAGAAUUAUUUGGAGUAUGUGAAGUGGAAAUUUUUGCAUAGAGUCUUCAGUUCUGCACUGCAAGUUCUCGCAACCCAGGCAAUGUUUCGGGCAAUUGGAAUUGGAUACUCGCGUUCACUUGCAUCAGCUGCUGCCCUGAAUUGGGUUUUGAAGGAUGGGCUUGGACGCCUUAGUAGAUGCAUAUAUACUGCUAGCCUAGCGUCUGCUUUUGAUACCAAUUUGAAGAGAGUUAGGUUCUCAACAUCGGUUCUGUUCAGUUUGGGCAUUGGAGUUGAGUUGCUGACUCCUGCAUUUCCCCAAUAUUUUUUGCUUCUCGCAUCUGUAGCCAACAUUGCAAAGCAGAUAAGCCUCGCGUGCUACCUGGCAACUGGUACUGCUGUUCACCGAAGCUUUGCAAUAGCAGACAACCUCGGUGAAGUUUCUGCCAAGGCUCAGGAUAGGCUUGAGAUUAUAAUGAACAUAUGGAUUCAAUUGGGAUAUGUCCCUUCACCUGCAGAAGUGAGUAAAGAGGAAGGUAUUGACUUCUUGCGGAGUAAAGGCAGGGAACUAUGGCCUAUCAGAAUUGGUUGCCCAAAUCCCAGGGGUCAAAUUGCAAGGCUGUCGAUGAUGACAAUGCGAUCUCUGAGUGAUGAGGAUUUCUACUUCAUAUGCAUCGAGAAUUUCUGCCAAGGAUUGAGUAGAAGUGGACAACAAGGUAUUCUUCUCUGUAUGCGGGAAGGGGCAGGGACUUCAGAUGUCAUCAUGGGUCUGUUGCAGGUGUGUUAUGUCCGUAAAGGGCUCCUAUAUAACAGGAGGGACAAUAUUUUAGAAGCUUGUGACAACCCAGAUUUUGUUUUCAGAGACUGGUUUAAAUUGAUUGAAGAUAGCAAGCGGUCUGCAAGAAAUGAUUUUAACCUGAUAAAUGAACAGAUGUUAGGAUUGGGAUGGGCUUGUAAACAUAUUCUAUUGAACACACAGGAGCAGGCUAGGUAUAGUUUUGUGGAUGACUGA
Ilex paraguariensis (yerba mate) is the source of this 1395-nucleotide messenger RNA. The record is from the annotation of a GenBank genome assembly. NCBI's taxonomy places the organism in Eukaryota, Viridiplantae, Streptophyta, Magnoliopsida, Aquifoliales, Aquifoliaceae.